Messenger RNA from Cajanus cajan (pigeon pea), 1255 nucleotides. Its product is annotated as senescence-specific cysteine protease SAG39. The record is from RefSeq and is a predicted model, not a curated record. NCBI's taxonomy places the organism in Eukaryota, Viridiplantae, Streptophyta, Magnoliopsida, Fabales, Fabaceae. Gene Ontology annotation, biological process: proteolysis. Gene Ontology annotation, molecular function: cysteine-type peptidase activity.
GGAAGACAUGAACAGAAGAUGUUUAUGUAGCUGAAACGCCUCUCAAAGAAAGAAGCAUGUUUGUUCAUGAUAAAUAUGAAUGCAACCUCCCAUUUUUCAUUUGCAUUGAGAACAAGCCACGAUGAAAACUACCACAUUAUUAACCUUCGCUAUCUUCAAUCUUCUUAUGAUCUUGUGCAAUGCAUGGAUAAGUGCAAGUGAAUGUCCUCCAAUUCACACGUAUAAUUCAUCCAACAUAGAAGCCAUGAAGGUGAGGUUUGAAAGAUGGAUUACACAACAUGGUCGAAAUUACAAAGAUAAAGAAGAAUGGGAAGUCCGAUUUGGCAUUUACCAAGCAAAUCUUAAGUUCAUAGAGUGCAAAAACUCUCAAAAUAACUCCUAUAAUCUCAUAGACAACAAAUUUGCAGAUCUUACUAAUGAAGAGUUUAUGAGCACUUAUCUCGGUUUUGGAACUAGGCUGCCUACACAUACAGGAAUCGGGAGUUAUAAACAUGGUGAUCUUCCAGAAAGCAUGGAUUGGAGAAAGGAAGGAGCAGUAACUGAAAUCAAGGAUCAAGGCAAUUGUGGAAGUUGUUGGGCAUUUUCUGCAGUGGCUGCUGUGGAAGGCAUCAACAAAAUAAAAUCAGGGAAGUUGGUUUCUCUGUCUGAGCAAGAACUGAUAGACUGUGAUGUGGAGAAUGGAAACCAAGGCUGUGAAGGUGGCCUAAUGGACACAGCAUUCAAAUUCAUAAAAAGGAAUGGUGGCCUAGCCACUGCAAAAGAGUACCCUUAUGAAGGGGUAGAUGGCACAUGCAACAAGGAAAAAGCUGGACACCAUGCAGUGAACAUAAGUGGGUAUGAGAGGGUGCCAUCUAAUAAUGAGGCUAUGCUCAAAGCUGCAGUAGCCAAUCAACCUGUCUCUGUUGCAAUUGAUGCAGGAGGUUAUGAAUUUCAGCUUUAUUCAGAAGGGGUUUUCUCUGGCAGGUGUGGGAAGCAUCUCAAUCAUGGUGUGACUGUAGUUGGGUAUGGAGAGGAAAAUAUUGGUGAUAAGUAUUGGAUUGUGAAGAAUUCAUGGGGUCUUGAUUGGGGUGAAUCUGGUUAUGUUAGGAUGAAACGUGACACUGUUGAUGAUGCUGGAAUCUGUGGCAUUGCCAUGCAAGCAAGUUACCCCCUCAAGAAUUAAGUAGUGCAGUUGGGUGGUUGUGAAUGACAAAUGUGACUUUACCUCAACAAAUUCAUGUACACUCAUAAUUUAUGAGAAGUUGCACUUCAACCA